This is a messenger RNA of Parnassius apollo (apollo), 327 nucleotides long. The record is from the annotation of a GenBank genome assembly. NCBI's taxonomy places the organism in Eukaryota, Metazoa, Arthropoda, Insecta, Lepidoptera, Papilionidae.
AUGCUGCGUAGGGCACCGCGGGCCGGGGAGUGGGUUGCGUGCGGCGCGAGGGCGGGCGGGUGCUGCAGGCGGGGGCCGGCGCGCGCCGCUGCGCCCGUGCGGCCGCCACCCGCCAGUCGCCGGCGCGCCCCCGGCCGAGCGCCCGCCGGCAUCGCGCCGCGUCGCGCCGCACGAGCGAGUGCGCCCGGCCCCGCCCGCGGCACUCGCCCGCCCGCGCGCCGCCCGCCCAGAACUACUGACGCGCCCGCAUCCCGACGGGGACCUCGCUCUUUGAGUUUCCCGCGCUACUUAUCACGGAAUAGGUGGUGUUACGUGAGAAUAGAGUAG